AUGUCAUUCCCGACACCACCCAUGCGAGAGCGGAUGGAGUCGGCAACAGAUGAUGUUGCAGACCUGGGUGCUCCUGCUGGCUUGGGAAGCCGUGCCACGUCUUUCUAUGAACGCUCGAGAAUCAACAAGACCUUUUCACCGCUGACAGCCGGUGGCAUCCGGCAAAGUAUUUUCGUUUUAGUCCAAACAUCGCUCGGAGGAGGUAUCCUGACAAUUGCCUAUAUGAUGCGACAGUCCGGCUUCUUGCUCGGAAUCAUUUUGUUGCUUCUGGCAGGCGGUGUUGCAGCUGUGAGUAUGGAGGUGCUCAUGAAGAGCGCUGUACUGCAGCACCGCUACACCUUGGGAAACUUGAUGAGCUUUGUUUUUGGUCAAAGCAUCGGUGUGGCAUUAGAUCUCAUGCUCUUUCUCUAUGGCAAUGGUUCACUCAUCACUUAUUUCAUCUUCCUUGGUGAUUUCAUUCCGAGUAUCGUUGAAGCUUUAUCUCCAGGAUACUGGCCGCAACCAACUUUGGAGAGAGAGCUGUCGCUUGAAGAAAUGCAGGAGCUGGAUGAGCUUCGAACGAAAUGCCUGGUUGCUGCUCUCCUUCUGGUUUUGCUCCCCAGUUUACCCCGAGAUCUCUCCGGGCUUCGAUAUUUGUCGCCGAUCAUGGCCAUUGGUAUCAUCUACACCGAAGCGGUGGUGGUGUGGAAAUGUUUCUGGCUCCACCUGCAUCAUCCAGAUCUGACACAGGGCACCAUCAGCGAGAUGUUGUGGCCACAGGACGAUCUUCUGUCCAUUCUAUCCAGAAGCGUGAAAGCCUUUAGUCUCUGUGUUUUCAGUUACGUGUGCCAUCUGAAUGUCACACCCGUGGCAAAAGAGCUCGAGAAUGCCAAUGACAGACGAAUCGAAAAGGUCAGCUGGAGAGUUGUAUUCGUUCAAUUCGGCAUCUAUGUGCUCUUGGCAGUUGCAGGCUACGGAACCUUUGGUGAUGACACCAAGCCAAACCUCCUGCAAAACUACAGUGCGAGUGAUCCGUGGAUUCUGGCGAGCCGAGUCGGGCUGACUUUUACCGUCCUCGUAGCCAUUGCCACCAACACGAAUCCCACCGUCCGUGCAUCCUUGUGCUUGCUGGAGGUCCUGUUUCCAUUCUUGAAAGAGCCUGCUUUGGAAGGCCCCAAUGCUGAGCCACUCUUGAAGACCCCGCCGCUGAUGAAGCGAGCUCCCGAGGAACCUCGACCGCGGCGAUAUGUGAGAUACUGCUUGAGCAUAGCUUGCUUGACCAUGGACACCCUCGUAGCUAUUUAUGUGAAAAACGUUGCAAGCGUAGUUGGCUUUCUGGGAGCAACCAUGGGCACGUUGAUGAUGAUGGUCAUCCCAGGGUUGUUGGUCUACAAGCUACCAUUGUUUUCGAGCGGAUGGAGUCGAUUCUUCAUCGUGCUCUUUGCAUUCAGUGCCAUUGCAAAUUGUUUAGCUAUUUUCCAGUGA
Molecule: messenger RNA, 1464 nt
Organism: Durusdinium trenchii
Lineage: Eukaryota; Dinophyceae; Suessiales; Symbiodiniaceae
Source: the annotation of a GenBank genome assembly